UUUUGUCCGGACCAUUAGUGGUCUGGACCCGCCUCCUGCACCCUCGUGGUCAUCUUCUGUGCAAAACAAACCUUGCGCUGCAAGUUGUUCAAGUGUCCUGGACUGGAAUGCUAUCGGAAAAUAUUUUGUUCGAUGUGCUCCAAGAGAUAAUCAAGCACUAAGAAAUAGCUGAAGUUUCGAAAUGAGCUUCUGGUAUCAAGUUAUCUUGAAGCCCCUGGAUGUGAAAUUCACGAGCAGCAAAGUCUCAUCCAAGUUCAAAAAUGGCCGCCUGCUCAAUGACCUGCUUGAUGAUUUGCUGGAAGGGAGAAAGCUAAUCAAGGAUAGUCCAUUCCUUGAAGUCGUAUGGAGUGUUGAAAAAUGGGAAUGGUACACAUUGGAUAAUAGAUUGUUGUGGGUGUAUCGCCAGUUGGAGAAAGAAGGCAAGGUAUCUUAUAUAGAGAUGCGGAGGAUAGAAUUUAGUGGGAAAGCCAAUGCAAAGCCCAAAUACCUAUAUGAAGAUACUGAGGUUGUUGAAGAAGAUAUUGACGAGCCGAAUAUUGAGCUUCCAGCUGGUAUUAAAAUUGGAAAAAAAGGAGAAGGUAUGCGCUGUAUUUCAAAGAAGCUCAAACGUCUCCAUUUGAGCACAGUUAAAUCAAGUAAAAAAGGGUUUAAGACGACCGUGAAGCCGAAGAUUAAAAAGGAUUGCAAUGAUAAUUGUCUGAAUUCGGAAGAAAUAUUGGAUGAUGUAGAGAAUGUAAAUGCUACCGCUGUAUCAGAGGAUGAUAAAUCGCAAAUGAAGGUAGAGAGUACUUUUGAAGCCGUAAAUGUCAAGAUUGAGAGAGCGGACAAUGCAAAUAUAGAUACACCGUGUAGAGUAGAGGUUUCUGUUGAAAAAAAUACUUCCUGUGAUGCGGUAACAGAUCUGCCAGAUUCAUUAGAAGACACGGAAAAAGUGGAAAGCAAAAAUGAAAUUGCCAAUCAAGCGGAUGAUUUUUCAAUUCGCUUUUCAAGAUCACCUUCAGUUUGUUCAUCUAUCUCGGAUGGUAGAGGAAUAGACGACUGGGGGCGAAAGGGGAAACGAUUAAGUGUAGAUCUCGAAGAUUUGGAUGAAUCAAGGGAAAAUGAUGGCGAUGAUGAAGAUGAAUGGAUUGCUAUUGAUGAUAUUAAUGCAGAAAUCGACCAAGAAGAAAGGUCUAGUGAUGCCAAUGAUGAUGUAUUCAGUGAUAAUGAAACUGCAAGAAAAACAGUCGAGGUGAGAACCCGCUACAGCGAGGAUUCUGGUUUGGAUGGCUUACAGAGGCAAAAAGGAGAUUCAAAUGGGCAUAGCAAAAACAACCUUUUUAUCAAGCCAAAGAGAAAGAGUCUCAGCGAGUCAUUGCUAUCAUUGGACUCUGCCUUUUCUAGUUCCUCAGCACUUUCUUUGUCAUCCAUAACAAGAGACCAGAGGCAGAUCAGUUCACUUUCUGGGCUCCAUGGCUACGGGAAUUUUGACAGGUAUAAUGCGGAGUAUCUUAGCAAGCUCAGAGCAGAGCGUCAGGCCGCAAAGCAGAGGCUUAAACCCUACGAUGUUUCCAGAAGCAGAUAUUCAAAGGCUGCGUCCAGCCUCAGGGAUGAAGAAGAUUGGGACAGCGCGUCGCAGGGUCGUUCAAGGAGCUCAUCUUGUUUUACUAAUGAGAGGGUGACAACAAGAAGAACCUACUCAGAAACACUUCAUUACCGAGGAUGCAGAGGUGUCAGUUUUAGAGAGAAAAGCUACCACGAGUCACAGGAAGUUGUUUACUCAAGUAGUUCUCGGAGGUACACACUUCCAAGGAGAAAUACUUCUGCUUCAAGAAGCAGGACUUCCUCACUUUCAGAAAAGUACCUUCCGAAUGACAGAAGAAGGUCUUUUUAUGGAUCAGAUUCAAAAUUAUCAUCAAGUGGUCAAAACACCAUUGCCAGUGCUUUAAAAAAAGGCCAUUUUUCAAAGGAAAAACUUUAUAAUAUUUGGCAAAUAAGACGAGAAGAAUACUUGGACGCCAGAUAUAGCAGUUCGUUAUCGAGCAUGAGUGUUGCACUGAUGGGAUACACUUGUGGAUUGUGCUUCAAGUCCUUCAAAACAAGAACCCGUCUUGAACAACACAGUGAGGAGCUAAUGCAUUGGGCUUGUGUCACAUGUGGUCGUUUCUUUGCUAGCCACACGGCCUUGGGCCAGCACAUCGAAAAAGUCGGACAUCGCAAAGACUGAGCUGUUUUUCCCGUGCUGAGAAAACAAGCUGUGUUUUGGUAUAUCCUAUUGGACUCAGUAGAGCAGCUGAUAAAUAGUUUUGUUCCGUUAAUGGCUCUAAUAUUUUUGUAACAUUUGUUUUCUAAGGAAGAAAUACUCAACAAAAUGCUUUUGAGUAUCUUGCUGUUUAGAAAUAUUUGAAUUGGUGUAUAUAUAUAUAUUGAUAUUUGUUUACAUUUCAGAAUUCAGAUCAUUCUAUUUUCACAUAUUUAGAGUUCAGAGUAGCAUUUCUAAAGAUAAAGUAUUCUAAAAAACAAAGGAAUUUUCCGAGAAACAUUGUAAUUUUGAUCUUUAUAUUGUAAUUUUAUAAGGAAACAAUUGCAGUUUUGAUCAUCUUUCCGAUUUAAUCUUUUCCUAUGCUUUUUUGGAAAAUCUUUUUCGAUAAUUUUCAAUUUUUAUUCCAGUGGUCUGAAUUUGCUUUGUCGUCUUGUAACCUUUUAUUUUUGUAAAUACGCUGUUAUUCACUUACAUUACGGCCUUCUAGAUGAAUAUCUUAGUUAUAUAAGUCCACUGUUUACAUUUAAAAUAAUUAAGAUAAUUAAGCAUAUAAAUGUUUUGUUUUGUUCUGUUUUAUCAUGUUUUGUUACAGUUAUUCUCGAAGAAUGUACAAUUUCGUGUUUUGUUGAAUAUAAAGAGAAACUAUAUUGCAGUUCAGUCGGAUUUUUCGCUAACUUUACUUGCCUUUUAAUGUAGAGUUAUCCACCAUCAGAUAAAUCAUUUAGUCUAGAGUCCAUGGCCUCUUCAAAGUUUUCGACUGAUUCGCACUUACUUUUAGCCUCGGUCGUUCUCUAGAAACAUGGCUAAAUUUGAGCGGAGCAAAAGCAUUCUUUAUGUUUAACUUUUCUUCAUUUGGUGGUCCUUUCCAAACAGUAUGGUGUCCAAUUAAAAUACUUUGGAGGCCCCAAACUACAACAGUUUCUAGCCACAAAAGAUUUAAACCACGCUGCUGGGGCUGAUGACUCCACAGCACUUCUGUUUUCAUGGUCUUUGAUUUCAGUUUAUAAACAGACAAAUAUUGACUUUCCCUGUUUCCCUGUUAAUUUUAGGUAGAAGCUUGAUUCUUACAUAAUUUAAAUUUUUCUUACUCAAGGUUUUUCUUAGUUAUAAAAAUGCGCUCUGGGUAUAGCUCUGCCCCACCUACAAUGGUCUUCAAUGCCAGUACAGUGUUUAGGUGAUACAUUCUACUUUCGCCGCAAAGGAAUAAAAUAGGAUGCAAACAGGCCAUGAAGCUGUUAUUUUUAACUCUUUCCUUUAAGGUGUAGCACGUACCAAAUAUUCAUGUUUCUUCUAAACUAACAAUUGAAAAAUUUAAUUAGCAAACAUCCAUCUGCAAAGCAAUGAUUGGUAUAAUGAUGCUGCCUGGCGUUCUCUCGGUGCGUUUGUCUCACUCAAUGAGUGGUUGAGAACAUAAGAAAGCUGUUAUUAUUAGCUAUGCAAUUAGAAAAAACUCCAUUAGCACCAACAAAGCACAAAUAAGCUUAAAAUAAAGAUAAUUUUUUUUUGAUCACAUGAAGGCAGAUGGCAGCUGUGAGGUGGUGUUUGCUUGUUAAAAGUCAAUCCUUACUUUAAAGAACUGAUUUUUUAUCAUGUAGAGCUGUUCGUGCAUUGCUAAUAUCGAAUCGGCUUUAAGACGAGACGAGUGAUGGGAAAGCUCGCUGUAAUGUUUCUUGUAUGAGAGGUAAAGGAUCAUUUUUCCCGGCCUAAUUCCAAUGUCUCUUUGCUGAGUUGACAGAGAAGAUGAUAACGGCUUUAUUCCUACUAAACUGCUGCAUUGCUUUUGGCAAAAGGUGUCUUCUAGUCCACCAAUGAUGAUUGGCAUCUGCGAUGAAAUUUAGGUGUCAAUAUUUUUGAAUAGUAUAAGAAUAAUCUUUCGUCCUCAAAAAUCAAUGCGUUAUUGCCUAAUCGCCGCUGAGAGCACAUUGAUCGUUUUAAAAGCUGAAAUCCUUCACCAGGGACACCUAAAAUGGCUUUUAUGGAGUCUGUUUUCAGCCACUUUUCUUUAGGCUUGCCCUCUAAAGACAGUAAAUUCUCUUGAAGAUAAGCCUCGCCCUAUUGACAACACUGUUAGUUUUGGGGUAUUACAUUUGAAAUCUCUGUGUGACCUGCUCAUACUUCUUCUAUCCUAAUCUAGGACUUUUACAAAUUUGCUUACUUUAUAAUGAAGUAGUAUUUGGUUGAGCAAUGCCUUGGUUAAGCAACCUUUUUUUCUGAUUUCUUGCUGUUAAUUCGCUAAAUUGCUGAUCUCGCUUCAAUCCCCUGCUCUUACUUCCUUUGGCUCUCUGAGGCUCUGAUACCCAGUGUAACUAUUCACAAGUUUUGACUAAUUCUGUAUGGUGUUAUGUUGUUGUGAACAUUGAUACCUACAUGACUACAACUUUUACCCGAUUGAAAGUAAAUCCUAUCGUACAAUUAGCACAGUGACACAUAAAAGAGUGUUAGUAUUGACAGUAGCUAUCCGUAUUGUUAAGACAAGGCGCACAUGCAAAGUGUUCUAAUAGCCAGCCGUUUCACUGUUACAAGUGCAGAUAUUUUUUUAGCUCCAUACCCAUGGUCUAACCGUAAAUAGAGAUUAACAUUGGUUUGAAAUCUAUCACAGAAUCUUGCAAAACGAGAAUCGUAAAGUGAUUGAAUGCGAUGAGCUGCAUUUCUGUGUGUAAAAAUGAACUGAUAGCAUUAUCUUCCUCCUUAUGAAUUCACACAAAUAUGAAAAACUCAUUGUAACCUUGCAAUUUUUGUCCCAAACAUGGCAGAAUAUUUGGUCUGAGGAAAUUUAAUCAAUGUAGAUCAGUCAAAAAUCUAUUGCCCAAAAUACCCCCUUUUCACUCUGCUCCUCGCAGAUUUGUUUCUUGACCGUCGCAUGCUGCUUGCACAAAUUUGCCUUCUUUGUCUAAUUUGUUGUUAGGGCUUUAGGUAAGUAUUAGCAUAAUGCUUUUGCGCAACUGACUGGGCAAUCACGCUAUGUACGAGCAAAUUGACAGGAAUUUUGCCAUUAUUUUCACGUGGGUAUCCUAAGCAGAAUUAGUAUGGGCAGCGAGAUCUCACUCAACCAAUGUCAACAAAGCUCGUUGUUUCUGAGUGCAGGCUAUUACAAUAGGCAGCUGAAGAAGAUUGAACAGAAUGUAAAAGGAGGAUAUUCAGGCAGGAGAAAUCGGAUCAACCAGAAGCGCUGCAAAUGGGUUCUUGCUUCUCAAAGACCACGUUUGCUGUCAAGCAGGAUCAGGACCAAGAGAAUCAUAAAGAUGUUAACAAUACACCAAAUAACAAGAAGGAAAGAAAUUGCGAGGAGGGGUCAAAAUCAGAGAUGAAAACGCAAGACAGUAGCAUUCUAAAUGCAUCUAGCAAUGAACAAACUUUAGACAGCAACGAUGUGAAAAUUACUGUUGGCGAUGAAAAUGCACUUUUGGUGUUUUCAACAAAAAUGGCACAAAAGAUCUUACAUACAGCACAGCUUGAAACAAGUCACAAAAAGGGCUAAGUUUGUGGAUUGCAAAAUGCAAUGUGAAAAGUAAUGCUGCUGAUACUUUUAAUACGGAUAAGGCUCUUGCAAGUCUCAGUAAGUCAAGAAUUUUCAGAUUUUAGAGGGUUUCCUGGACAUUGGUCUUCUAGUACCUUGAUUUUUUUAAUCUACAUUACAUGUGUCCGUUUUAUAAGCAAGCCGCAGCACAUCAAGCUUCAGCAUUGGAGGUAUUUAAAAUUACCAAACAUCAAUGUGAUAAAGGUUGUUUGCUUGUUACUUUCUAGCACUAUGUAAUAUGUUAAAGAUUUUAACUAAAAUUUAAUUGUGAUCUACUAAAGACUAAAUGUUUGACAAUAUACCCUCCUUUCCACAAGCAGUAACGAAAUCUUUAGGCAGCCGUUUGCAUAUAGGUAAAACAUUUGCAUAACAUUUUGAUGACAUGUUGUAACAGCUUGAUUUAACAAAUGUCAUAUUUCAAUUUUCUUAGCAAACAGAGGCAAUUAAAAUUUUUGGCUUGCACAUUGGUUGCUUAUAAAAUUGCGUAAGGGUACUUUUUGCUCUUUGGUAAGGCCUAAUCUAGUGUCAACUUUUAGGCAUUUCUAUGAUUCCAAUGAAUGGUUGCUUUAGUUGUAUACAAGGAAAGGAAAGAUCCUACAAAAGCAUGUAUCUCUGAGCUUGGAGAGAAAAAGAGGAGAACGUAUGUAGUUGAAAUGAACCACCCUUACUCUAUAAGGGAGGGGGGAGAUGCCUCAUUCGCAAUUUUCGUUAUUUUACCUCCCUAACAAGUACUGACCUUGGAAUCCUAAAGCAAUGGAAGUGGAAUAUAGCAAGUUUAUUGAUUUAAAGAAAUUACUAUUAAUUUACUAUGCAUAAUCUAGUUUCUGGAAGAACCAUGCAGCUGUGUGAAGAGAAAAUCAGAGAUAAUUCCAAUCAAGCAUAUCUACAUUUAUUAAAGGUUAUCAAUUCGAGAAAAUACUCCGAGGCUUAAACGUCUCUUAUUUCUACUCAAAAUCAAUUAGGUUUCUUUGAAAGCAUUAUCAUCUUGACAUUGGGAAGUUUUUCCAAGACUGUGCAGCAAAGGCUCCGAUAUAAUGAUAUAUUUUUUCAAAACAAUUGUGUUGUUGAGCCUUUAAUAAUGCAGAUUUGACUUCGUGCCAGGUCAAAUUAUAAUUCUAAGAUAACUUUUUCACGCACUACCUUAUAAACAUAUAUAUAUAUUCGGAAGCAUGACCUCCAAGCAUUUUAUUCGUAGUCAAAAAUAGACGUAUUUCACAAUGCAGUUUUUGGUACAGCUGUCUCUUCGUGGUACCUGUUUCUAAAAAAUCUAAUGCUUACGGCGCUGAAAACCCAAAUACGUUUUUUUGAAAAUUUUCAAAAAAGUCUCUAAAUUUCACUGUUAAUUGCCAUCCUAGUGUGAGCUCAGUAACUGCCUGCCACGAUCAGGAUUCAAAUAUGAAGAAAAAUUUCUUUUGAUAUCAAAAUUUUUGAACCUGUGACUUUGAGUGCUUAGAGAAAUUGAGUCAGUCAUUGUUAUAUUUUUCGCUUAUGAUAUUGUAUAGGUAGACAGACAGGGCAAUACUAUAAUUAAAAUUACUUUCCCCAUCGACUCUUCUCUCAAUUAAGAGAUAAGAGCCAGAAAUAGCUGAAACCUAAAAUUUUAGAAACUUGAACUACUACGGUUUUUGCUGAGUUUCUCAGAUAGCAUUGUUGUCAGGGAUGGCGCUAUGGGGUGUCAUGGGGGCAGCUGCCCCCCUAAAAGUUCCCAAUGACUCUCCGUCGGCAGCUCAUUAUAAGAAAAGAAAAAGAACUGUCGGCACUUUGAAACUGUCUAAUGAGAAAUUUACCUUAUUUGAAAGAACCAUUAAAUUAAAGUUCAGGCUGGCUUUUCUACUUUCAGUAAAACCAUUAAAACUAUUAGAGCUAUGAGGCUGGAUUGUUCUCAAUCUGAGAGGCAUCAAAUAACCAGGACCGUAGAAAGAGGGGCAAGGGUGCAAAUUUCCCCAGGGCUUUAAGGCUCCAUGGGGUCUUAUAGAGUAAUGAAUUCAAUUUUUAAGAAUGGAAUUAAUCAAACAUAGAAAAAGUAUGCCCAAGGAUAGUGAAACAUUUCAAACAAAUGGCCCCAAGAAAUAUUCUGGAAUGCAUUUUAAGCUAAACUAAAGGGCGUGCUCGCAGAAUUUUUCUCCUCGCUUCGCUCGCGGGGAAGUCUCUUCUGAUGUCUUGCCCCAGGGCUUUUGGUAACUGUUAAAGGCCUAGCCAUGUUCACUGUCAACAAGAUAUUUCCAUGAUACUCAGUCAAAGCGGGCCGAGAUGCUUGACCUUCCCGUCUUUUCCAGAAACCAAGCAUCAAAUGGCUUAAAAUUGCUUAGCCAGUAAACGAUGUACUGUACAAAGGCCUACAAGCUAAGCACAUCAAAAACAUUUGCAUAUCAAAUUUUGGUUAUCUGAAACGCUUUAAAGAAAUUGUUAGUUUACAGAAAGUAUACACGAUUUGAUUGAAGGAUAAAAACGUUUUUUAAUUCAUUUUUAAAACAUUUUAAGAUUUAAAGAAAUUGUAAAGGGAAGUUCAUGAAGAAUGUCGGCAACCAUCUUUAUAGUCGUCGGCACUUGAAUUUUUCUAAGAUUGUCGGCACAGAUUUGGUUUCUAGCGCCACCCCUGAUUGUUGUAAUGUUGUGAUUUAUGCACAUAUUAAAAGCAUUGCAUAAAUUAGAAUAAUUGGUUAAUUUGUUAGUCAUGGAGAUACAAACGCUUAGCUGAAUUUUCUGUUCUGAUUCUAGGGAAUGUGUGUUCUUUCGUGUACUGCCUGCGUUCCAAGACAUAAUCAUAACGAUGCAAAUAUCAGGUGCACAUUGUUCGUCGAUUUGGUAUCUAGCUCCACAUUAUAAUGGAAUUGAUGGAAAAAUAAAUCAUGUCAAUCAGAAAAUAUCCACACUGCCAACGUAUCAAAUUUUAGAUGAUUCAUUUAAUAGGCAGAGGCAGAAAAAGAAAAAAUUGAAGGAAAAAUAAUUUUUCAAUGAAUGAGAACAAGUGUGUUUAGAUGAGCAGCUGGAUAGCUGUUUAGAUGAUUUUUAUUGAAAUGAGAAACUCUUCAUCGGUGAUACUUUCAUUUUGCAGGCACAGUCAUGAAAUAUUGUAAUUACUGGGAAUUAUUUAAUUCAAAAAGAGAAAACACAAGAUAAUGUGGUUAGAUACGAAAAGUUAACGUUGAAAAAACUUUCUUUGCUUAUACGCUUCGAGACUGCAACAAAGAUAUUGUUGUAGCAAUAAUGGAAAACAUUUAAUGCCUUUGUAUCAAUCGUCUACUGAUACAUCUAAUGCAAGGUCCAGUACCAUGUUGGUACUUGUAUUGGUACAAGUUUGGUUAACGAGAAUCAUUAGCACUUUAAAAAUGAACCAAAAAAUGGCUCAAGACUUAAACGAACUCAAGUCGAGCCUUGUUUAUUCAACCAACAAAUGGGAAACUUGCAGUUUGAGCAAAAAGUGGGGUUAACCAACUUUGGAUUUUUGUUUACCUUGCUUGAAGUCGAACCUGUUCUUUGUUUCUUACAGUAAACCUGAAUAACGAAAAACCAAGCUAGGUAUGAGUAGUGUAAACAUGGCAAGGGUUUUCCACUUGGGAAACAAAUUAGGCUCUAUUGUACCCUGCCUGAGCACUAACAUUGACAAAAAAGAUUUAAUAAGUGAAUAGAUAUCUGUUUAUGUAGCGAUUAUAGCCUUUUCCUUUUUGGCUGGAAAGAUCUUUAUGUCAAAAUAUGAUAAUGAAUUACAUGAAUUUUUCAUUUUCCGUUU
Molecule: messenger RNA, 9489 nt
Organism: Rhopilema esculentum
Lineage: Eukaryota; Metazoa; Cnidaria; Scyphozoa; Rhizostomeae; Rhizostomatidae
Source: RefSeq, a predicted model, not a curated record